Prosopis cineraria is the source of this 1140-nucleotide messenger RNA. Its product is annotated as trihelix transcription factor GT-3b-like. The record is from RefSeq and is a predicted model, not a curated record. The coding region runs from base 181 to 1038 and encodes 285 amino acids. NCBI's taxonomy places the organism in Eukaryota, Viridiplantae, Streptophyta, Magnoliopsida, Fabales, Fabaceae. The transcript has 2 exons.
ACACUUUCUCUCACCACCCUCCCUCCUUCCUUAUUCAUCCACAUCUCUCUCUCUCUCUCCCCCUCCAACCCCAAACAGACAAAAACCCUCACAAAUCCUAGCACUCUCUCGCCUGCUCGCUCGUAUUCCAAUCAACAAAUCGCCUCCCAUACUUUUCCCGAUCGAAUCGAUCACUAUUAAAUGGAUCAGAUUCAUCUUCAUCAUCAUCUUCGUCCCCAGCACCAGCAACAGCAUCAUCAUCUUCCUUCUCAAGUACAGCCUCUCGGUAUUACCAUAAACGUCGAUGCGAGUAGUGGCGUCGUUGUCGAUAGGUUACCUCAGUGGAGCGUCCAAGAGACGAAGGACUUUCUGGCUAUUCGAGCAGAGCUGGAUCAGAAUUUUAUGGAGACCAAGAGGAACAAGCAGUUGUGGCAGUUUAUCUCUAACGCCAUGAGCGAAAAGGGUUAUCUUCGAAGCCCGGAGCAGUGCAAGUGCAAAUGGAAAAACCUCGUCACCAGGUACAAGGGAUGUGAAACAGCGGGGCCAGAAACUGUAAGGCAGCAAUUCCCAUUCUACAGCGAGCUUCAAGCGAUUUUCACGGCGAGGAUGCAGAGAAUGGUGUGGGCGGAGGCGGCGGAAGGAGCUGGAUCGUCGAAGAAGAAGACGGCGUCGGAUGACGACGAAGACGACAAUGAAGAGAUGAGCAUGGAUCUGCAGGGAGAGACGAAGAGCUCCAGAAAGAAGGUGAAAAGAAGCAGAAGUAACAGCAGCGAGAGCAGCGGUAAGAGGUUGAAGGAAAUACUGGAAGAGUUCAUGAGGCAACAAAUACAGAUAGAGUCACGGUGGAUGGAAGCAUUUGAAGCGAGAGAGAAGGAAAGGAUGAUGAAGGAGAUGGAGUGGAGAGAAUCCAUGAAAGCUUUGGAGAAUGAGAGGACGGUGAUGGAGCAGAGAUGGAGAGAGAGAGAACAAGAGAGGAGUAUAAGGGAAGAAGCUAGGGCUGAGAGAAGAGACGCGUUAAUCACUGCUCUCCUUAACAAGCUCACAAGACAAGAAAUGUAGUUAAUUAUAUUUGUAUUUUUGCAGAAUUAAAUUAUUGUAGUUGUAGCUAGCUUCUAGCUUUUAUGGAUAUUUGAUCAAAAUUCACUUAGUCAAUAAGUGUCC